Molecule: messenger RNA, 1314 nt
Organism: Pyricularia grisea
Lineage: Eukaryota; Fungi; Ascomycota; Sordariomycetes; Magnaporthales; Pyriculariaceae
Exons: 3
Coding region: 1-1314 (437 amino acids)
Biological process (GO): fungal-type cell wall (1->3)-beta-D-glucan biosynthetic process
Cellular component (GO): cytoplasm; fungal-type cell wall
Molecular function (GO): 1,3-beta-glucanosyltransferase activity
Source: RefSeq, a predicted model, not a curated record
AUGAAGGGUUUCCUUGGCACCGCAGUGUUGGCCGGUUGGACAACAACUGCUGGUGCUCUGCCGACCGUCACUGCGUAUGGCAACAAAUUCUUCACGAGCGAGGGCAAACAGUUCAUCAUGAAAGGCAUUGCUUAUCAACUAGUCGAGGAUGACCCCUUGGUUGAUACAGAACAGUGUCGCAGGGACGCGCAGCUGAUGGCAACCCUUGGUGCCAACGUAAUCCGCGUUUAUCAUGUUGACCCUCUCGCGGACCACGCUAGUUGCAUGGCUGAGUUUGCCAACGUAGGCAUUUACACCCUGAUCGACCUGGACACUUUUAGUACUUACAUUCUGCCUAAUGAACUCCGCUGGACCCAGACGAUGCACGAUGCAUACGCCGCAGUCAUGGAUGCCUUCUCGAGCUUUGACAACUCUCUAGGCUUCUUCGUCGGCAACGAAAUCAUCUCCACUAGCGGCCAUUCGCAGGCCGCACCGUUCAUCAAGGCUGCUGCCAGGGACAUGAAGACAUAUCGUGACUCGAAAGGAUAUCGCAAGUUCCCUGUAGGCUAUUCUGCAGCCGACAUCGCGGAGCUGAGGCCUAUGCUACAGAACUAUCUCACAUGCGGCGGCGACGAGUCGCAAAACGUUGAUUUUUUUGCUCUCAACUCAUACUCCUGGUGUGAUGUUGCCAACUACAACACGUCGGGGUACGUUGCUUUGCAGGAGCAGGCCAAGAACUUCCCCGUGCCCAUAUUUUUUUCCGAGACUGGAUGCAAUGUCCCAGGUCCACGCCUCUUUGAAGAUCAGGCAGCAAUUUUCGGCCCAGACAUGAUCAAUGACUGGAGCGGCUCUUUGAUAUAUGAAUGGAUCGAGGAAGCAAAUCACUACGGCCUCAUCAGCUACGGUCCGCGCGCGGACCCAAUGAUAGUCAACGAAAGUGUCAAAGGUGGCUUUGUGCGCAAGGGUCAGCCGACCCCAGUCGCACCCGACUUUGAGAACCUGAAAGCACAAUGGGCCAAGGUGACGGCCGCGGGCAUUAUGAGAGCGGACUAUACGCCUACAGCGAUCUCGACGAGGGAGUGCCCGACUGCGACGCCGGGUGGCUGGCUUGUCGACGGAAACGUUGCGCUGCCUGCAGUCGGGGAUACCUUUACUGGCGGUUUCCAGCCUGCACCGAGGACCAUGCCCACUAGCUCCGGGUCUGGCACCCGUGCCGAGGCGCCGGCGCCAUCUGGCUCUAAGGACGCGGAAGGCUCGGCAAGUUCUGAACGCGAAAUCACAGGCAUGGGAUACGCUCUUGUGGCAGUUAUGCUUGCUUUUGUCAUAUUCGCUUAA